This is a messenger RNA of Colletes gigas, 527 nucleotides long. RefSeq lists its product as uncharacterized. The record is from RefSeq and is a predicted model, not a curated record. Bases 42 to 527 code for a protein of 161 amino acids. NCBI's taxonomy places the organism in Eukaryota, Metazoa, Arthropoda, Insecta, Hymenoptera, Colletidae. The transcript has 6 exons.
GUUUCUAGAAUGAGUUGAUCGGAUUCACUCAUUGUUUCAAAAUGAAGGAAAUAUAUUUAAGUAUAUUUUUAAGUUUGUGCACGGUGUCUUUAGUAUUUGCAACUAUAGAUGAGGAUAAACCAUACUGUUUUCACUUUAGAUGGGUACCACCGAUGUACGAUAAUAGACCAGAGAAAUAUAAUUGUACUAUGUCUAAAGGUGUACCUUGUAUCGAACCUCUAAUCUCCACAAAGCUUCCACCAAAUAUGACUGAAUUGUGGGAUAUGCGAAAUGAGACCCUUUUAUGUCCUUUAACGUCUGGAAAUGUUUGUAUAAAAUAUGUUUUUGAAUACAAUAAUAAUAUCGUUAAUAUGUCCUUUUUUUGUGGAAAAAUAAUGGAAGAUCAAGUGACGGCUAUUACAUCAGGAUGCUAUCAACAAAAUGUGGGUGGUUACACGGUUGAAGCUUGUGCUUGUGAAUCUAGAAGAGAACCUUGUAAUGCAUCGAUAAAAACAAAAUAUUCUGUUAUUUUAAUGAUUUAUAACUAA